Molecule: messenger RNA, 6089 nt
Organism: Oryzias latipes (Japanese medaka)
Lineage: Eukaryota; Metazoa; Chordata; Actinopteri; Beloniformes; Adrianichthyidae
Gene: gfra1a
Product: gdnf family receptor alpha 1a
Biological process (GO): nervous system development
Cellular component (GO): external side of plasma membrane; signaling receptor complex
Molecular function (GO): signaling receptor activity
Source: RefSeq, a predicted model, not a curated record
CGGGACUCCAGUUGGCUGUGCGCGCAGACGCAGCAAGACAUCCCACUGGCUGGAGUUGGAGCACACUCGUGCGCGCUGCACCUUCACCAAUGCUUUCGACUCCGCGUCCCGCAGGAGAAACACAAGCGGGGGAGAAAGUGGACGCUGCUCAUAAACAAAGAAGCAAGUCAGAGAAUCUGCGCUGAAAUUGGAACUGGACUUCUUUUGUUGUUGUUGUUGUUGUCAGUUUGUUUUUUGGGGACUGGGUCUGUCGCGCGGGCUGGAUCUGUUCUCUACAGCGGAGCGCACUCCUUCAAUGGAUUUAAAAAAAGUGGAAGUACCGGGGGAAUCGAACCUUUAAGUCACUUUGAGUUCGCAAGUUGCGCUACACCAAGGGUACCCGUAUUGUUUCUAAACGCAGAAGAAGAAAAACUAGUAUGAUUCUUGCCGUCGUUUAUGCGCUUCUACCUCUUUUUGAUGCGUCCUCGGCGGAGGAGCACCUGCGCGCCGGGCCCCAGCGGCUGGACUGCGUGAGGGCCAGCGAGCAGUGUCUGCGGGAGCAGGCGUGCAGCACCAGGUACCGCAUGAUGAGGCAGUGCGUGGCCGGGGGCAAGGAGAGCAACUCCAGUAUGGUGGCGGUCCUGGAAGCCAAGGAGGAAUGCCGGAGCGCCAUCGAGGCGCUCAAGCAGAGCCCGCUCUACAACUGCCGCUGCAAAAGGGGCAUGAAAAAGGAAAAGAACUGCCUGCGCAUCUACUGGGGCAUCUAUCAGACCUUACAAGGUAACGAUUUCUUUGAAGACUCUCCAUACGAAGCAGUGAACAGCCGUCUGUCGGACAUUUUCCACCGGGUGACAGUCCUCGAAGGUGGGGAACCGUGGAGCAGCUCUCCCACUUCAGCUCCGGGCAGUGGGGCCGCUGGGGGCCGGCUGUCCCAGGCCGGAGAGCCUGUUCUCGGCAGAAGGAGCUCCUCUCCUACAGAGCUUCAGGAUCCUAGUAGAAACAGGAGAGCUCAUCCCAACUGGGCCAUAUUAGGUGAGCCAGCAGUGGCCAGAGAGAACAACUGCCUGAAUGCCGCAAAGGACUGCAACCUGAACGACAUGUGCAAAAAGUACCGCUCGUCCUACAUCAGCACCUGCACCAGCCGAGUCUCCACCACAGAAGUCUGCAACAAGAGGAAGUGCCACAAGGCCCUGAGGCAGUUCUUUGACAAGGUUCCUGCAAAGCACAGCUAUGGCAUGCUGUUUUGCUCAUGCCCUCUCAAUGACCUCCCGGCCUGCUUCGAACGCAGACGUCAGACCAUCGUCCCCGUCUGCUCCUACGAGGAAAAACAGAAGCCCAACUGUCUUGAGCUGCAGGGCUCUUGCAAGACCAACUACAUCUGCAGGUCACGACUGGCUGAUUUCUUUGUGAACUGCCAACCAGAGCCUCAUUCUAAGUCUGGCUGCCUGAAAGAGAACUAUGCCAAUUGCCUCCUUGCAUACUCUGGCCUGAUAGGGACUGUGAUGACCCCAAACUACUUGCGCUCACCCAAAAUCAGCGUUUCCCCCUUCUGUGACUGCAGCAACAGUGGCAACAGCAAGGAUGAGUGUGACAAGUUCACCAAGUUUUUCACUGAGAACAUCUGCCUGCUAAAUGCCAUCCAGGCGUUUGGUAACGGGACAGAUGUCGGGGUGGGACGCAGUAUGACACCCGUCCAGACCACAACCCUCAUCACGACCCCAUACCAAAGAAAGCGCGAGCGCAUUCCCAACCCCAUGGACAACAGCAUUAACACAGACAACGGCAUCUACCGCUUCUGUGGCAACCUGCAGGCUCAGAAAUUAAAGUCAAACUCAAGUGAUGGCGGGGUCCUCUGUGUGGAUUCUCAGAUAGACCGUCCAAGCACAUCCAACUCCCUCCUCAAGGACUCGGCUACAUCCAGACGGCCCUCAGACCUGAGUUCCCUCGCGCUCCCUGCAGUCUGGUUGUGGUAUUGCAGCUUGAGUGCAAUCUCCUUUCCGGGCAACUUGUAGCCUUGUUGUCAUCAUCUACUAUGGACUGACACACAUUUGUAUACAAGAAAAGCAAAACAACAAAUGAUAUCUUUCUCUUCAGUAAAACCUGUUGUAUUUUUAUUUAAUCUUAAAUUGAACAUUUUUGUUAUGUCUUGAUUUUAUGUAAUUUUUUUUUAGGAUUAGUCGUUUUUUACUUUUUUCUAUUUCUUUUUUUUUUAUUAUUAUUUGUAUUGCAGCUUUGUGCUAAAAUGGUGAUCUGUUAUACAUGUCCUCCCAGGUUUUGUGUACACGUUGGGUUAGGUAAAAUUUUCUGCCUCCGCAUCUGCUGCUGAUCAUGUGGGCAGAGAUAGGAAAAGGUUUGAGGCCCACAUUCCAAUAGACCACAGCGGGUGGGUUCUGGAACACAGUGUAAAUUUGCAUCAAUUUUCAGAGGUGUUUCAUCGGAUUUCACCCACGCCUGUUUUGUUGGGCUUCUGCUUGAAAGUCAUAUAUAUAUAUAUAUGACCCUUCGGGCAGCCUUUUGGUGUUUUUUAGUCUCUAUGUCCUAAGAAAUGCUUUCAUUGGCUAAGAGUUUUUUUUUACGUCUUUUUUUUCUGAAUGAACUCUUGAAAAGCAAAUGGAAAGUUGUAAUCUUUUUAACCAAACUUUUGCUCUGACUGAACACUUCCCCGCUAACAAGAGCACACAUGGCGGAGACCCAUAGCCUCUUAUUGCACAUUAGCACACACUCAAAUAGAAUGACACACAAAAGCAGUCUUUCUCCUCCCUGUCCAUUUGUGAGAAAGUGGCGGCUCCGUUGUCUCUUUGGAUAUGUUGUAUCUCGCUACAAUGAGCCCACAAAAGCAAAAAGAUUACCAAUUGUAGACUGUGUCCAACCUGUUGACUGUAUAGGAGAACUGGAUUGAGUGUGUGUGUGACGUCCCAUUGAAAAUAGCUAACCUCCGAUUCCAACAAAAUGAAGUUGGCCAUUUUUUCGUGAUAGGGAUACCAGCUUGUUAGAACAAGAUGAUAGUUGACCAGAAUAGUAAGCAGUGAUUUGAUUUGUGCGAGUCAACAUGUCAAUGGCAACCAGUCUCACCAAUCAGGAGUGAGCUUGUUGGAAGCCCCUACCACUUGAAAGCACGGUCUAUAGGAGUCAAUGGGAUUUCGGCUUCUUGAGACCAGCGGGUACUUCCUAUUUGAAACACGAGAGGCGAGGGGUCACUCACUCCAGUUCUCAUAUACAAUCAAUGGUUUAACCUCGUGCUACAAAGCUAACAGCUUUCCCUUACUGUAUUAUUUAUGUUUUUUUUAUUAAAGUUUGUUGAACUCUGCCAAAUGGUUUUAAUUGUAACAGUUUCAAUUACAGCAGUAAUUGAAGUUUUAGUUAGCUGGACUGUUUAUUAUUUGUCUUUUUUUUAAAGUAGAUUUUCAAAGAAGUAUGAGUCACCUAAAACGACAAUCAUUAAUCUAAAUAAGGCACCUAACUUACUGAAUGUUUUUACAACAUCUAACAGAGGACUUGUCAAAGAACCCAUGCCAAGCAACAUUUGAAGGCACUUUGUUGCCAAUUCCAAAAAACAACAGGAAAAACAACAAUAUGUACAAAAAAGUACUUUGUUUUUAUUCCUUGAUAACCAAUUUAUUCUGGAAUAUUUUACAUGCCAAUUUAAUUAACAGUUUAAUUAAAGUUUCUUAAAAUAAGGAUAAAAGCUGUGUAAAGACAAAAUGUCUUUGUUUUUAGGAUGGUAUUAGCAGAUAAACAUUAAUAGAAUAAUGUUAUUUGAAAGCCUAUUUAACUCAGUUUGAGGCCACAUUAAAACAAUUAAAGAACUCUUUUGAAAGAAACCAGAUAUGCUUUAGGUGUUUGCAAAGUGUUUUCCUCUUUUUAGCUCAGUAAUCUAUUCAAGAGCCACACUUCAGUUACAACAAUAAAAAAUAUUUAGUAAUUUGGUGUUGGGCUUAGAAAAAUGAUUAUCAGAUAAGGCUCUUUAUUCGUUGGGGUGUGAAACAUGGGUAUUUGAACAAGUAUCUGGUCAAAGUUACAGUUUCUAAAACCAAAAUAGGAACAUUGAAGGGUUCAAAAUAAAGCAAAAGUCUAAUAACCCACAAAAUGAGUUUGUCUUAGAACCCCUGUGUAAAAGCAGGAAAGUUUUGAACAAACGAAAACAAUUUGCUUAUUGGUUUACGUACUGUACCCUGGGUAGAAAAAGCCUUCAUAGCACAAUUAUCUAAAAACACAAGGUUUCUUUUCUAAUUCAUGGUCUUGUUUUGAUUUAGUUAAAGUCAUUCGAAGCCUUUCUUUUUAAUCAUUUUUAGGUAUUAGUCCCAAACUCUUAUACUUUUAGUUAUUUAAAAAGUUUUUUUGGUUUUAUUCUCUAAGAACUCCUUAAACAGUUCAACUCUCUUUUCUUGUAGAUCACUUGGCGUCUUGUUGCCCCAGUAAUUUGCGUAGCGAUCUGACGAGCCCCGGAAAAGUCAAUUUUCCAAGUUUUUAGAAACAGACACCAAUUAGAUUUAAACUUAAGGGAGAUUUAGAAGAUUAGCAAAAACAAACACAUUUUGAUGCUUAGUAUCAAACCAAACAUUUGAUUGUUUGCACACUUUUAAUCCAAAUAAUUUAAGUAACUACUAAUAAAAUGUGUAUAACGCUACACAUAAAUAGAUUAUGCUAUAUGAAUUAACUUUAAUUUUACUGAAAACAAUUUAGAUCUCACCUGAAUAUCUUUUGAGGGAUUGAACAUUAUGACUAAUAUUUGAGGUUUCUUCAUCAAAUUUCAACUAAGAACAAUUCCACAUCAAAAUGGAACAUUGGAAGGUGUCUAUUUUUUAAAAACAGAGAAAAAAAGACCUUUAGAAUAGAUUUCUAAUAGAUUGAGUGUCUUUGCCGGGUUGAAUAAAUUGUUCUUACAUGUAGCAAGAACUUUCUAUUUGAUUUUGUUCUAUAUUUUUCUCAUGGGUUCUUUGACAGCUUAAAGGGAAACUUUAGUUAGAUAAACAUCCAUUUCCAUUAGCUUACAAGUUGGGAAACUUGCAGAUUCGGAUUCCUCUUCACAGAUAAGAAUCCUUCAUCUGGAUCUCUGCCACUGCAGCAUGUUCAGCUUAUCACCUUGGCUGUUUGGAGACCGACAGGAGCAUUUUAGACUUGCUGCUUGGGUUCAUGUAGCUUCUCAAAUCACAGUUAAUGUAUAGUUGAACUUAUUUAACAAGCAUAAACAUGGUAAACACAUUGUAUGCACUUGGCUGAAAAUUGAUUGGACUAACUAAAUGUCUGAUACGUAUUUCAGAGCAUUGUGAGCUGUUAUUCACAUUCAGAGACAUUCUAGAAAAGCGGGGAUAUUGUUGUUUUUUUUUACGACUUAAAUGUAUAUUUCUCCCAGUAUGUACAUGAUCGCAUCUGAAAAAAAGGAUAUCAAUAUACGUCUCCUAUUAGAUUUAGGGCUAAACAAUGUUUUGUAUCAUAAGCCCCUAAAGUAACUUUGCUUAAAAAUGCUGUUGUUUUUCAGGCUAAGAUUAACACUUAUUUUUCUACCUUUUAUGAUUUCUUUAUUUAGUUUUAAGGACUUAAACUGAAUGAAAUAGACCUAAUUGCUUGUAACUGCUUUUAUUUGACUUCUAAGACAGAUAGAAGCUCAGCAAGAAAGAGAUUUCUAUGCAUGAUGUUGAAUAAGGGAAAUAUCUUAUGUUUCAAGGGAAAAAAAGUAAACAGAACUAUGCCUGAAAAGGCUUUUUUAUGGUGUAUUUUUAGUAAAGUUUGGCAAAUGGUAAACCCCCCUUUGCCAAUGCAGUUCAAAUGGGAAGCAAGAGAGUGGGGAUGUCAGUGGAUUUAUGACAGACUUUACCAAACAGAGACUCAAAAAGUAGGUUUUGAUCAUUAUACUCCAAAACAUAAGCUUGGAAAAAAAAAAAGAAAAGAACUAUCAGCAUAACAUGUGGUGACAUUAAGUACAAAUAUGUAACAUGUUUGCAAUCAUUCAUCUCCAUCUCAACAUGGUUUAAAACUGACCAAAAUGUUUUUUUCUUAUGUUUGUUAAUAGGAGAUGCAAACUCUAUGAAGACAUCAGUAAAUUCCUAGCUUGUGAUCAUGUAAAAUUUGUUGUACAAAAAUUAUGAUUAAAAUCUGUUCCUUCACUCUGA